AUGGCUAGAACCAAAACCACAUCAAAAGUUUCUGAAGAACAUUCUCAACCACCACCAUCCAACACCGCUGCUGAUCAAUCCUCUAAUCAAUCCUUGAAUGAAACUCCCUUACGCACCACUCUUAAGGACGAAAUCAUCCCUGCAACCAAAACUCAAAAAUCCUCAAAACCUGGAUCUUCUAAAUUCAUUAGACCUAGAACCAAUCCUACCAGACGAUCAUCAAGGAUGAAGAAACCUUUGAAGAAACCAAAGGUAUCCCAUGUGAAUCUAGUCUCUGACGAAGAGAAGAAAGAUUCAAGUAUUGAUGAAGAUUCUGAGGAAGUAACAGAGGAAGAUGAAGAAGAAGAUUCUGAGCAAACUCUCUCUGAAUUGAUAAAAUUAGUGAGAACAUCUUCAAAGAAAGGAAAGAAGGUUGCCACUCCCUCUCCUUCCAAAGAAAGCUCAUCUUCUCAGGAAGAGAGUGAUGAAAAUGGUGAAUCUGAAGAAAGCUCUCCAAAUGAAGAAGAGAAAGUUUCUUCAAAGAAAAGUGGUAAUGGAAAGGAGAUGGCCAAAGCUGCAGAAAAGAUUUAUCAAAGGAGAAAGAAGAUUGAAAGUGAAGUUUUCUCUAUGUCUGAGGAGGUAGAUGAACCUGAAGUGGAAAAAGGUUCAUCAAAGAAGCAUGGAAAAGGUAAGGACAUUGUUGUCUUAAAAACAUCUAGGGCUGAGAAAAUUGCUUUCAGACCUAUGAGCAGAACCAAGUAUUUCAACCUUGAAAGUCUGGAAACCAAAGCAUGGAAUAUGAAGGAGUUCACUGAACCUCAAGGAUGGACCAACUUCAUAACUCUUCAAGAACACACCUAUGAAGACUUGGUCAGAGAGUUCUACACCAACCUAUCAGUUCAGGAAAAGAAGAAUGGAAAUGAGAAGUUUCUCAUCUCAUCAGUCAAAGGUGUAAAGAUCAAGAUGACUUAG
This is a messenger RNA of Medicago truncatula (barrel medic), 951 nucleotides long. RefSeq names its product nucleolin-like. The transcript has a single exon. The coding region runs from base 1 to 951 and encodes 316 amino acids. Lineage: Eukaryota; Viridiplantae; Streptophyta; Magnoliopsida; Fabales; Fabaceae. The record is from RefSeq and is a predicted model, not a curated record.